AUGCGAAGCAGGCCUGGCAACACGGACGGCGUGGUCUCCCCCCUCCCACCCCCCGCCCCGGCGGUGGCCACUCUCUGGCAGACUCUGAGCCGCGGGAAUCGGCCCGGUCCAAGAGUGCGGUGGUACAUCGUUGCUUCGUCAGGUCCUGGUGCCCUGGCUCAGAGCAACUACUGCAACGCCGUCCAGACCGGCAACCUGGUCUUCCUCGCCGGGCACCUUCCCUUCGACAAGGAUGGCAAGGUCAUCACCGGCAAGCUCGGCGCCGGCAUGUCCGUCGAGGAGGGGCAGGCUGCUGCUCGCGCUGCCGCUCUCGGCCUGGUGUCCACUCUCAACCAGCAUCUGAAUGGUGACCUCGAGCGUGUCAGCCGGAUUGUCAAGAUGUCGGCCCUGAUCAACUGCACCCCCGACUUCUCCAUGCACCCGGCCGUGGCCAACGGUGCCAGCGACACCAUGGUCCAGGUGUUCGGCAGCGCCAUCGGGAGCCACGCCCGCUGCGCGGCCGGCUUCAUCAGCCUCCCGCUGGAGGCCGCCGUCGAGGUGGAGCUCAUUGUUGAGGUCUCCGACGAUGUCAAUGCCUCGCCGAAGGCCCACAUCUAA
Fonticula alba is the source of this 597-nucleotide messenger RNA. RefSeq lists its product as hypothetical. The record is from RefSeq and is a predicted model, not a curated record. The coding region runs from base 1 to 597 and encodes 198 amino acids. The transcript is spliced from 3 exons. NCBI's taxonomy places the organism in Eukaryota, Rotosphaerida, Fonticulaceae.